GCCCUGCACCUCCUCCAGAACGCACAGAUUGGGUGAAAUGAUAGGCAGCGGAGGAGAGGGGGUAUAGACCAACAAGGAGCAGGGGAAGCAAAGCAGAACAGCUACUGAUCGGCGAGCGUGGAGCGGAAAGGAGAAAGCGACUAUGUCGUUAUAAUUAAUGCAGCUAUAUGCUUCGAACAUCGGGUUUGCAAGGGUUUAUUCUGGUCCUUGAUAAUCGAGGCGCCCUCCCAGGCGCCGGGCGAAACACGUGGCACUUUGUAUUCCCUCUGAUUGAAGAGCUUUGCUUACAGGAACGUAGCUGGUAGCUGAGCACUCCGCUCGCCCCUGCCUUUAUUUCUCGUCGUCCGAAGUUAUUUAUAGUUAGCUUUGAGAACCACUGACAUCCAAGUAAAACGUCAUCCUUCGCAGGAACAGAAGAGGGGAAAAGAAGGCAUCAGUGACUGUUUUUCCUCAUUAAACUUGGCAAGAAACGUUAUGGGAAUUAUAACGAAUUUAGCGCUGUGCGCACUGAUGUUCUUGAUAUGCUCUUCUAACAUCAGAGGUCAGAACAUCACCAUGCAACCCCACAUCUCGGACCCAGCACUCAACUCGAGUGAAGUGCUCACAGCCGCCCCCAACCACACCUCGACGGUCCCUGCCUCCAGCAACUCCUCUCAACCGAACAGCACGCUGAGCACCCCUCUCCCACUCAGUCCCCCGACCAACAGCAGCAGCAGCAACAGUACUGUCAGGAUCCCUCCUGUUAGCACCCCACAGACCACACCGGAGGACAACAAGGCCCUGCCUAAUCAAACAGCCACCGAACUUCCAGUUACCACAGGAGGCGUCAGAUCUUCUGCCCCAGCAAACAGCACCGCCAGUGAAGAGCUUACCCCAAACUCUGUGGCAAACAUCCAGUCGACCACAAGCAGCCUCAACGUCUCCAGCCCCCUACCUGUCACCACCACUCCCAGUGCUGGUGUGGCCCACUCCAGCACUUCUCCUCCCACAACUCCUCCUCCACCCAAAGUUCCCAUUCAAACCACCACCACCAGCAGCCUGAGGCCCUCCAGCACUGCCCCAGCCAAGUCACACCAGGACAACCUUUCUGAGCUCAAUGUGGGAGACGAGGAUGAGCCCACAGCCUCUGGAGCCCCUCUGGAUCCUCUUCUGGCGAGCCUGGUGGCGGUGUUCAUAGUGAGUGCCGCCAUCGUGACGGUCCUCCUUUUUCGCAAAUUUCGGCAAAGGAAUGAAGGUCCGGAAUUCCGUAGACUCCAGGAUCUACCAAUGGAUGAUAUGAUGGAGGACACUCCGCUUUCCAUGUUCACCUACUGACCGGCUCUAACAUGGCCUCUCUCUUCAGUUCCCUGCUAAACCAUUGUUCUGUUGUAUUCCGUGUUCAGCCAGAGGGGGCUCAGAAAGCAGCCAAAUCAUUUUGUCAAUUGGAAGCUUCAAUAGCAUUCAAGCACUUUUUUUCCUGUCAGCUGAUGUGUAGUCUGGAUAUCUCAAAAGGUCAAUAAUAAUUCAGCCCGCAGCACCCCCACCCCCCCCCACCCCCACCCCCCCC
This is a messenger RNA of Anguilla anguilla (European eel), 1546 nucleotides long. RefSeq names its product integrator complex subunit 6 homolog. Bases 475 to 1314 code for a protein of 279 amino acids. The transcript has 5 exons. The record is from RefSeq and is a predicted model, not a curated record. Lineage: Eukaryota; Metazoa; Chordata; Actinopteri; Anguilliformes; Anguillidae.